UGCAGGAGUCAGUUUACCUUUACGCACUAACCUGAGGCUGAAUGAUCUGUGAUUUGGGAAUAGACAACCAAUGCUGAGAAAGGACCCGUCCGCCGAUAUUUAAAAGGAGUGUCGAGCCCCCGUUUAAAAUACUUUUUGGAGUUUCUGACUGGAUUUACUAGCCCGAGCGUCAUGCCGUUGUUAUUCAUUCCUCUGAUGCGGAUGGCUGUGCAGUAGCUCUCAACAAGUACAAUUUAAAUCCAGAGCAGCAUACAAAAACGACUGCCUCUUUCAGUGCCAACAAAAUGCAGAAGCAAGUGGAGGUCAAGAUGGACGGGAGCCACCUUGAGCCCGUAGUGGAAACUCCUGAAAGCAUGUGUAGCAGCCUGUGUGAUAAAAUCAUGAAGAACAUGGUUCUCACUCUCACAAUCUUGGGUGUGUUUCUGGGCUCCAUCUCUGGAAUGCUGCUCCGGCACAUAUCGCCUCUCCCUCCCGAUGUCGUUUUGAUCAUCGCCUUCCCCGGAGAGAUCCUAAUGAGGAUGCUGAAGAUGCUCAUUUUGCCUCUUGUUGUUUCCAGUCUGGUCACAGGACUGGCGGGUUUGGAUGCCAAAUCCAGCGGCCGCCUGGGCACCAGGGCCAUGGUGUACUACAUGUCUACGACGGUCAUCGCCGCCGUCCUGGGAGUGAUCCUGGUGCUGGUCAUCCAUCCCGGUAACCCCAAGCUGAAGGCCAACCUGGGGCAGGGAAAGAAGAACGACGACGUGUCCAGCGUGGACGCUCUGUUCGAUCUCAUCCGAAAUCUAUUCCCAGAGAAUUUGGUGCAGGCCUGCUUUCAGCAGAUCCAAACAGUAACCACCAAAGUGCAAGUGCCCACUAACAGAACCAAAGCGCCCCCACAGUUCACGGUCAAGAGGUCGCUCCAGUUCAAGGGAGGCAUGAACGUCUUAGGUUUGAUUGGAUUCUUUGUCGCUUUUGGAGUAAUUAUGGGCAAAAUGGGGGAAAGGGCCAAGCUGAUGUUGGAGUUUUUCAACGUCCUGAAUGAGAUUGUUAUGAGGCUUGUUGGAGCAAUUAUGUGGUACUCCCCCUUUGGAAUCGCCUGCCUCAUCUGUGGAAAGAUCAUCUCCAUCGCGGACCUGGAGGUGGUGGCCAGGCAGCUGGGCAUGUACAUGGUCACCGUGAUAGUGGGCCUGAUCAUCCACGGAGGCAUCUUCCUUCCGCUCAUAUAUUUUGUGAUAGUAAAGCAAAACCCCUUCACCUUCUUCAUGGGGAUAUUCCAAGCUUGGGUCACGGCACUCGGAACAGCGUCCAGCGCCGGCACCUUGCCCGUCACAUUUCGAUGCUUGGAGGAGAACCUGGGCAUCGACAAGAGGGUCACCCGCUUCGUCCUCCCGGUCGGCGCCACCAUCAACAUGGACGGCACGGCGCUGUACGAGGCUGUCGCCGCCAUCUUCAUCGCCCAGAUGAACGGGAUUAACCUCGACUGGGGCCAGAUCAUCACGGUCAGCAUGACAGCCACUCUGGCCAGCGUUGGAGCGGCCAGUAUCCCCAGUGCUGGACUCGUGACCAUGCUCCUGAUCCUCACGGCGGUGGGGCUGCCCACUCAGGACAUCAGCCUCCUGGUCGCUGUCGACUGGCUGCUGGAUCGUUUCCGUACCUCCGUCAACGUGGUGGGGGACUCCUACGGAGCCGGCAUCGUGUACCACCUCUCCAAGCACGAGCUGGACUCCUUCGACCAGCAGGCCCGGAUGGAGGAUUUUGAGAUGGCAAAGACACAAUCCUUCUACGAAAAUAACAGCAACCAGAAUGCAUACGCUCACCACAACUCAGUCUUGAUAGACGACUGCAAGGUCACCAAUGGCAAAAUCGGCAACCCCGCAGGGUUCUCUCUUGUUGAGGAGGGACCGUGGAAAUGCGAGUAAGGCAGAUCCAGACGCUGCCCGCGCCUUACCCCGAGUUUUCCGACAGCUUUAACUUUCUGCCGACACAACUGUAGGAAGUGAACAAAAAGCGCACAUUUAAAAAAACAAACAAAAAUAAAACCCAUUCACAUAGAAACGAGGGAGCGAACCGGGGGGGGGGGGGGGAGCAAGCAGAGUCAACUGUACCACGAGAACGAGCGGUCGGACGGUCUUUUUCUUUUUCGGUUUCCCAUCCAGGGAGCUGCUGGAGCAUGCGACAGAUGACUCCGCGAACUUGUGUUUAGAUCUUUGCAUUUGCACUAGACACAAACUAACGAACUGGUGCAUUUUCGAGCGCUUUGUGCAGAAGAAUACAUCACGCGGUUGACUGCACCCAGGGCCUUACUUGGUGCCGCUGUCAACGAAAGACUUCUUCGAUCCUCGUGCAACAUUUCAUUUUUAUUUUGUAUUGAGCGUUGUCUUUGUAGCUUAGAGGGCAGAGGUGAUACGUGGACGACGUCCUUUGUUGUUCGAUGCAAGUUCAGAGCGAGAAAAAAAAAGUUGGUGUAAAUGACUCCGGACUGUUGAAGAGCAGCAGAUCAGUACUCGACCAGACGGUUGUUAUCGUCACUGUCUAUUUGCGUAUUGUGGGACUACGCCCAGGAACACUGGACCAAGAGCUCCACACACUGCAAACUGGCCAAAUGAAAACGGAACAGGAACAGGAUGACAUAUCGCUCGGUGUGGCGUUGCGAUGCGUGUGACGCUUAAACACUGUGUUACCUUUUGACUGUUUGACUUAACGGGAUUACACGGUGAUGUCACACACACAUGGCCAAGCCUAAGAAGCAAAGCUUAGGGCUAAGACCAUAAGAGCAGGAAGGGUGACCUCUAAACGUGGCAAUCAACCAGCACAGGAUGUGUCGCGGGGAGCUUUAAAGCAGAAAAUAGAGUAAGUGAACGCUGCCCUCACAGCUAUUUCUUCGUCGAUUUAUUACUUUUUGUACACGUGUUCGGUAGGAGCAAUGCACUACGUUUCUGCAGUCAAAAUGCAUGCCUGUGUGCUGGAGUGUGCCGUGUACUCAAUGUGUGUUUCUGAGAGCAAGGGGAAGAUUAACGAGGAAAGGAAGAUGAAGGUUCGACGGUGGGGAAACAAAAGAUCAGCAGGCCGGUGGGUUGCUCUGUGUUUUAUUUCAUUUUUUUUUUUUCGUUGCUACGUGACAACCUUGCCUUGACGAUGUCAACUGCAGAGUGCAGUCAGUGUGAUGACCAGCACAGCUCUCUUAGAGGUAUUCAUUUUAUUUGAAUAUUGGGACUCAUAUUUUUAGACUUUAAAACGAGUUUGGUAGAAGAAAACGCUCCUCCGCGUCCCGGGUUCACCUCUCCAGCGUCCCUCUCAACAUAUCACUUAGUUUUCCAUGUGAGCUCCCUGCAGGUUCCACGCAGCAGAUUUAGACACAAAGCGACAAGCUAGGAUUAUCCGCGGUCGAGUUUAGCAGGUGCGCACUAGAUUCUGCCUCCAGCCGUAACAACAAGGUCACUGGACGUGGCCGAAUAUGUGCACGAUUUUGGGUUUAACUCAGUGUGGCAACUGUGUUCAAAACCGAAGGGAGAACGGGAUUAUUUAUUUGUCCUUUUUUAUAAGCGACAGCUUAUGUAAUCAUGUUUAAAGUGCCUCCUUGCACUUUGUGUAUAUACUGUCUUUAGAUAAAGUGUAUCAAUCAAAUGUGUAGAAUUUGACAUUUUACGUCACCUAUCAGGAUUGUUUUUGCUAUGCUAAAAGUUUCUAUAACUAUAUAUAUGCAUCAUUGUUAGAAUGUCAAUUUUCCUUCUAUGGGCCACUAGUUGCCCCUAUAGGUUGUGAAUUUAGGAGUAUUUAUUUACAAACAAUGCAUUCAAUUUAUCGGUUUUUAAAACUGAGCUCCAAAGUUUUGUGCGGGAGAAAAAAAACAAAAACAAAGACCAACCUUUCUUACUUCUGUAAUUAGUGAAUGUUGUUCAUUAUUAAAGGGUUCCGAGCACAUUAGGGUUGUUUUUCUGUGUGGAACAUGGCGUUGGCAGGUACAAUGUGUCUACAUGCUGUGACAGCCUUCUUCGGUAAUUAACAUCACACAUUAAUUCAUUUCAACAACCCCAUUAUCUAUUAAUUCACAACAUCAUUCUCCCAUCUAUCGCAUUCCCUAUUGGGCCUCAAUCUAAAUAACAGCUUUCUCACGGCGCUGCCCUCGUGUAGCAAGGCGCGUCUCUACGAGAAACUUUACGACCUUCACAUAAUAAAAGAUGUAUUUUCUAUCUUGCUUUUUUUUGAUUCUAUGCACAUGUUGCUCCAAGAAUGUGUUCACCAUUUUCUUUGUGUCUGACGUUCGUUGUGAUGGAAAACGUCUUACACUUGAGUGCACUCGACAACAAACAAACAAACUGCAACGGAGCGCACACCCCAUUUGUCAGGCGAGUGGACUGAACGUGUGUAAAUGUUUUAAUACUUGCGUGUGGAUAUUAAUGGAAACAAAUAAAUGUUUAUUGCCGAG
Gasterosteus aculeatus aculeatus (three-spined stickleback) is the source of this 4405-nucleotide messenger RNA. It is a transcript of the gene slc1a2a, whose product is annotated as solute carrier family 1 member 2a. Lineage: Eukaryota; Metazoa; Chordata; Actinopteri; Perciformes; Gasterosteidae. The record is from RefSeq and is a predicted model, not a curated record. Gene Ontology annotation, molecular function: L-glutamate transmembrane transporter activity; neutral L-amino acid transmembrane transporter activity; glutamate:sodium symporter activity. Gene Ontology annotation, biological process: L-aspartate transmembrane transport; L-glutamate import across plasma membrane. Gene Ontology annotation, cellular component: plasma membrane.